Molecule: messenger RNA, 7453 nt
Organism: Brassica napus (rape)
Lineage: Eukaryota; Viridiplantae; Streptophyta; Magnoliopsida; Brassicales; Brassicaceae
Product: putative F-box protein At3g20030
Exons: 1
Coding region: 4267-5463 (398 amino acids)
Molecular function (GO): protein binding
Source: RefSeq, a predicted model, not a curated record
AAAACAUUAUUCCACGUCAAAAAAGUUCUAAAAUAAAUAGAAGGCUAACUUCAUUUCAUUAAAUUUGAUAGAUAAAUAUUCUUAUCAUUUCAUCUAUUCUUUUAUUAGUUACCAGUUAUCGUAUUUUUUUGUAGGAUGUUAAAUUCAUGCUUUAUAUUUGUCUCCAAAUCUCAGUCUGAAUAAGGUACAAACAUAAAUGAUAAAUCUAUUCACACAUGUAAUUCUUACUCAACCUAUAUUAGGCUUAUAAUAAUUGGUCCAACAUCGUGGUCACUUGUGAAGAAGAUCUUUUUUUUUUUUUGCCAAGAAUUUGAAUUUCAUAUAAAUAUGAGAAGAGUUUGUAAGAUUUUACAAAAUAUUUAAAGCUAGAUGGGAUGCACUUUGGCAAAAAAGGAUACAAACAAAGUGUAACCCAUAACAAAAGACUUUCUAAUCAUUCAUCAGCCAAGACAGCAUAAGGUUCUUGAAACUCUUCUUGCUGUGCUGUUUCCCCAAGAUUGUAUCUCUGAUAUGGCGAUCAAUGAGCUUAUAAAACGUUUGAGGUGUAGACGAGAUUCCGUCAUGCAGACGUUUGUUCCUUUCCCCCCAGAUACUAUAGAUAGUUGCAUGAGCAACAAUUUUUUUAAGUAUCAGUGGAGUAGUGGAAUCCCUGAGAGAUAACCACUCAAUAAAAGAUGUCCAAGUGAUGAAGCAUGAGUGAGUAUACCCCAAUCUACUCAGAUUCAAAACCCAAACCUGUUUACUGAUAUCACAACGCAUGAGCAGAUGGUCACGGGUCUCCGGCGCUGAGUCACAGAGGCAACAGUUUGAUGAAACUCCAAGGCCCCAGCUUGCGAGCCUCACUCUAGUUGGCAUCCUAUCGUUCUGUGCGAUCCACAUGAGGAAAGCAUGUCGAGGAGUUGCCAUUUUGAACCAUACACUGUUUGACCAAGUGACUGCAGGAGCUCUGUUUCUAAUCGCCUCCCAUGUGAAGAAGAUCUUGAGUUUGUAGAAAAAGUCUCCAAGAAAACUGAUGCUCUCUCUCCAACACGAUUAGUCUUGUGAAGAGGCAGAGAUGACACAACUGACAUCACCUAUAGCUGAAAAAUCUUUCAGACUCUGAUGAUGAUGAGACCAAUACGGCAAUAUUUUCUAUCAUUAGUAACAAGCCUCACUGUAAAAAGAAUAAGAAUCACAAAAAUAUAAUAUCUCCUAUAUAUUAAAAGAAAAAUACAUUAUCAUUUAAUGCUUUCAUAUUACAUUGAACAAGUGUAAGCUUCACAUCAAUUUUAAUUUGAAUAUGCUAACGUGUCAGCCUUACAAACAUACUUUUUUUUAACUCCACCGCUGACAAAUUAAUGUGUUCACACUAAUUUUUUUUUUUUUGUCAUUAGAAAUUCAAACGAGUUUCAUCUCAAAGAGUUUAUGGCCAAAACAAUGCCACACUUAAAACAAAUAAAAUGGAAACCAAUAGGCCCCAAAAGGAAACACCCAAACAGUCGGGAGAGAACCAGAACCUUGCCUUGAAACUCAAGCUAACGCAGAAGGCAGCUAAAAAGGCCAAAUAUAUCAACAAGUAGAUGCCUCUCUAAUUAGUAAAUCAGACAACCAACGGGGGCCACCCGCAGCGACAUACGACUGAACCAGAUGAUCCCUGGUAACACUAUCAGCAAUAGCAGCGGCUGCCUGGUUGCAGGUGUCAGACACCAGAGAUAAACUACUCUUUGGCACCGAGUAGAUAUUUUUGAAAACAUCAUAGCACAUAUAGUAGUAGGAUGGGAACUCUACCGGGUUAUUAAGAGCAUUUGCAGCUUCCUGCGAGGAGAAUUCAAAAACUAUAUCCUUGAGCUUGAGAUCCUGGACUGCUGUUGAUGCCCAAGACAAGGCCAAAAGGGAAGCAUGAGCCUUUGAAACAACUCCACUAAAGGAUCUUCUACUAUGAAAUAAAACCUUGCCCCUUGUGUUCCGAAUGAUCCAGCUUGCACCGCUAACAGAUGAAGGAGCCGCCCAAGAUGACCCGAUGUUACAUUUCAGGAAUGAACCUUGAGGACGUAACCAAGUAAUUGUGUCUCCCGGACCAAUAGGUGAAGGCUUUAGGCACUCUGGAAGCAAACCCUGUAAAUUCAGCCAAAUAGUAGCUUCUUCUCUCGCCUUGGUGAUAAUCUCAAGCGCUGACGACUGUACUUGUUCAAAACAUAGCUUAUUUCUUGCUUUCCAAAUGUGCCACAACACCCAGGGAAAAGCCAGACGAACCAAACCACCUAUGGUCUGUCUCUGACACACUAAUUUUUUUAAACAAUUUUUUCCUGCAUGUUUAACAUUUGUAUUAAUGAACUGAAAAUUUAUUUGUACAACUACUGAAUAAUAUCAUUCUGAAAGAAAGAAAUUACAAAAUUAUUAAGAUUCACAUCAACUAAAACGCUGGAAUAAGAAUGUUUUUAGAAAUUGAAAGUUUCAUAUCUUGCCGAACUUAGUAAUGGUUGAGGUUUUUGUACACAAAUGCAAUAAAUAAUUGUGAUUGAUUAUAAAUUAAAGAAAUUGAGGUUAAAAAACACCAAACACAAAGUUGGACUUUUAGUUUAGCCAAAUAUUGCUUUUUUUACGGAAUUUUCAUAUGAGACCAAGAAUUAGAAACAUAAUCAGAUUGCUAGAAAAAAUUAGAAAUUAAAAAGUUUUAAAAGAAAAAAGUUCAUGAAAUCGAUUAAAAACAUAAUUCUGGUGCCGACUAAAAAGAUCACAUUAUUUUUCAUGCAACUCUAAAAUUUUUCACUCUAUUAUAUCAUAUUUGUAUUAUAUUUAUCAAAAUUUAUAAAAAAAAUACACGUUAUUGAUUAUAGACUACGUCAGUUUUGCAACAUGCACAACAAUAUUAACACAAUGUCCAACUAUUUUUAUUGGUAUUCUUAAAAUAUGGUUCAAUAAUUAUGUAUGUUAAAUAAGCUCAGACUAUUUGUUUUACAUUUGUUUAGGUUGCUUUAUAUUAUUAGAAGAAAGUAAGUCUGUGUAAAAUAUCUGGAUCCAAAGAACCAAACCAAAGUAGAUUUGAAAAUAAUACUAAGCAUAAACUAAAACUGAUUAAGUAUUCUGAUGGAUCUAAAAGUUUUUUUUUUGAAAGUCUGAUUAAUUAUGCUAUUACAAUGAUGAGAACGUUACAUAGACGAUUUUACAGCCGACAAUUCUACCACCUUGUGAGAAUACACGCCUGACUGCAUCAUUCCGAGCCGUCCUAUGAGAUCCAUGUUCGAUGGUACGCCUGCACCAAACUGAAGAUCUCUUGUAACCUAUUUCUCCAUAAUCUGCAUAAUUUGGUAUUUUCUGGGGUUUGAACCCCAGACCUCCGGAUGUAGAAGCAUUAAUGAACCCUUAGUCAAACCACUGGACCAAGGGGCUUAAUGGAUCUAAAAGUUUAAUAUCCAGAUAACCAGAUAUGAAUUUUAUCUACACUAAAAUAUUUUGGAUACAAAAAUUAUCUAAAUCACAAUUAUAUACUUAAAUAUGUUAAUUAUUUUAAUUUUUUUAUUUAUUAGACAUUCAAAAAUAUGAAAGUAUCUAAAAAUUAUCAACAAAGUCACAAGUAAAUAUCUAAAAGUAACAGAAUAUAUUCAAAAUAUUGAAAAUGUUUAUUUGUGCUCCAUCCAAAUAUUUAAAUUGAACUAAUUUUUAUGUAAAUUGAAAUAUUUAGUUUUAUAUUAUUCAUAUUUUUAUAUUUUAUAUUAUUUUAUUUUGUAUUUUUAAGAUUUAAGUAUAUUUAGAUUUUUGUUAAGAAAAUACAUAAUUAAAAAUGAGUAUCCGAACUCGAAUCCAAACCGAACUUUCAAUGAUUUGAACCAAAUCCAAACCAAAAUUUAUAAAUAUCCGAAUAAGAUUUAAAUUUUUAACUCUAAAUAUCAAAAAUCCAAAUAUAUCAACUGAAUCUAAUAAAUUAUUUUAUUCUGAGCACAACUAGGGUUACUAUCUAGUUGUUAUUCAUCAACAAAAACAAUGGAAUCAAUGAACCAACAAAAUCUCUCUCAAAGAAAUAAGAUACAGGAAAAAAAAAAAGAACUGACCUUGUCCAUAAAAUAGAUAAAUAAGAUAAAUAAAAAUAAUCAAUGGACAUAUUUAUCUCUUUGAACAUAAUUAUCUUGUUGAAAUAGAUAAAUAAAAAUAAGAUAACCAUAAAUUUAGAAACCGCCCUAGAAAAUAAUUAUUUAUAUGUUUUAACCUAACUUAUAUGUCUAUAGUCUAUAUAUAUAUUACGUUGGUAAGUUAGAAACCCCCAAUUUCUCUCUCAAGAAACACAAAACGAUGACUAUUAUCUCCGACCUUUCAUGGGAUUUGGUUGAGAAGAUACUCUCUAGGGUUCCCAUAAUUUCUUUAGGAGCGGUGAGAUCCACUUGCAAACGAUGGAACCGUUUAUCCAAAAAUAGGCUUUUGUGUAAAGCAGAAGCAAGGAGGCAUCAGUUUCUACGCUUUAUGGUGAAGAACUAUAAGCUUUGUUCAGUGAGAUUCGAUCUCCAUGGAAUCCUCGACGGAGAAGAAUUCGUGGAUCCAUCUAUUAAGGAGAUCACCGUCGUUGAUUCAUUUAAUCAGGUCAAGGUAACCCAAGUAUUUCAUUGCGAUGGCUUAUCCUUAUGUGUUACCAAGGACAAAGAAGAGAACAAAACUAGCCUCGUGGUCUGGAACCCAUAUUUAGGACAAACCAGAUGGAUUCAAGCCAGAAAUGACUACAACAGGUUAGACCUUUAUGCACUCGGAUAUGACAAUAAUCGUAAACACAAAAUCUUGAGGUUCUUGGAUACUGGCUCCUCUUACAAGGUUACGCUGUACGAAAUCUACGAUAUUAGUUCUGAUUCAUGGAGAGUUCUUGAUAUCACUCAGGAAUGGGACAUAAUGUUGUAUCAUCGUGGUGUGUCUUUGAAGGGAAAUACUUAUUUUUUUGCAAAAAAAAAAAUACUACUCGUAGAUGGACCGGUAGAAAUAGCCGAGCCCCAUGCUAUCUUACUUUCUUUUGAUUUUACAAAAGAGAGAUUUGGACCGCCUUUGUCUCUACCGGUUGAGCACUAUGUUGGCGAUACUGGGGCACUCUCUUCUCUUAGAGACGAGAAACUGGCAGUCUUGUAUCAGCCCACAAGUAUGUCUGACGUGCAGAUUUGGGUGACGACUAAGAUUGAGCCCAGUGCAGUGUCUUGGGUUCCCUUUUUAAAAAUUGACGUGGAACCAUUCACAGGUUUCGGAUUCCAGUUUCACCAUGAUGGUGCCAGUUUCUUCAUUGACGAGGAGAAGAAAGUCGUUGUAGUUUUUCAAAUAGACGAAUCUGAAAUGACCUGCUAUGACACAGCUUACCUCAUUGGGGAGAAUGGAUACUUUGAAAAAGUAGGUCUUGGAGAAGCUGAGAAACCCCAAUGGUCGGCUAAUAACGUGGGAGAAUAUUGCCCACUUGUGUGCUCUUGUUCCUUUGUUCCAAGUUUAGUGCAUAUCAACAACGAAUCUGCAGGAAGCUAGACUUAAAAACCAAAAAGGAAGGAAACAAAGAAGAUCGUCACUAACUAUGAUGACAAUUACUUAUUUGUUUUUUCAUCUCUUCCAUUUGUUUUUGUUUUAUUUUUCAUUUUUAAAUCUCUUUUGGACAAAACUAUUGGUAAUUUCUAUUAUUUAGUUAAACAAGUUUUAGAUGAUCAGAAAUUUUAUCGUCGGAUUUGCUCUCUAUCCUUCACCGGGUAAAUGAAACGAUAUAGUAGCCAGCCUCUCUGUACGUAGCUUUACUUACGAUUUUUUUGGUAUCUUUACUUAAGAUUAUAUUCAAACAAUAAUUCACGCAAAGUAGUAUAAUGUAUUCUCCCAACAACCAUGUAGUAAGUAUGUGGUACCCUUAAAUUGUGGAAAGUCGGAAGUAAAGCAAGCAUCAAAAUAUUAUCGCCACUCCAAAUCUAAUAGUGGAAACUUUGACAGAGUAGCAUAAUAGAGUCCCCGCUGAUCUGUCAUCUUUACUGACAGAACUGCAUCCAGGACGUUCAAGAAGAAUGUGAUUAUAACAGGUCAGCCAUAUGAAUGAGAAUGAUCAGAGUAUCAUUGCAUGAAACUGCUAAUGGAUCCCAGACCUUAAUAGGAAAAGCUAGCAAGACCUUAAGUAGAUAUAGGAAUUAAUAACAAAUUUACAGCAUUAGUUGUUUAUUAACAAAGUAUGAAAUUGUACCAUCCACAUGAUUGCCAAGAAAAGAGAGCAGUUUAUCAAUGGAACUUUCCCAUCUUUUCAACCUAUAGAACACAAAAAAACUUGUAAAAAGAGAAGACAACAGAGAGUUGGCGACCACAUAACUUAAAGUUUCCUUAAGUGUUGUAUUUUCAUUCAGCAAAAGAUGCUUAGAAGAGAAAAUAUAGACCCUUACGAAAGUAAAAAGGACUAACCUUGGAGUGUUUUCUAACAAGAUAAUGUUCAAUGAAAGUAUGCCGCAAACUAACAAGUAGAGAUGUCAAAUGGGCUUAAUGACCAUGGAUUAACCAAGACCAAAUUCAUAUGGUCUGAUCAUAUUAGAUCCAAGAAUUAAAGUUGUUCAAUUGGACUGAACCCCAUUUAACUCCAAAUUAGAUGAGGUAAAACCAUUUGGACAUGGGUUUUCAAUAAACCUAUCAAUAUAAUGUUUCUAAGUUGAGAAAAAAAAUUAGAAAAUAAAAAUCAGAAAAUAAAAAACAAUGUUUUCCCGUCAAAUUUGUAAAAUCAUGUUUUUUUUGCAAAAAAUCGCAAAAUUAUUUUUUUCCGCCAAAACCACAAUAUCGUGUUUCCCGUCAUAACCGCAACAUCGCGUUUUCCGCCAUAACCGCAAAAUUACGUUUUUAUGCCAAAACCCUAAAAUUACGUUUUUUCUGCCAAACCCGCAAAAUUAUGUUUUCCCACCAAAGGCGUAAAAUUGUGUUUUCCCGCCAAAACCGUACAAUCGCGCUUUUCCCGCCAAAACCGUAAAAUCAUGUUUUCUCACCAAAACAGCAAAAUCACGUUUUCUCGCCAAAUUUGCAAAAUAAUGUUUCUCCGCCAAAACUGUAAAAUAACAUUUUUCCGCCAAAACCGCAAAUCACAUUUUCCGGCCAAAACCAUAGAGUCAUGUUUUCCCGUAAAAACUACAAAAUCAUGUUUUCCCGUCAAAACCGUAAAAAUCACGUUUUCUGCCAAAACUGCAAAAUCGCGUUUUUCCGCUAAAAACUGCAAAGUCAGGUUUAUUUAUGAACCUAAUUAAGCUUGGGCGCUCGGGUUCGGAUCAGGUUUUUUAGAUUUUGGUUCUAUUUUGUAACACCUCCUAGGUCUCAUUCUAAUAAAUUUAUGAGUAUAAAUCAGAUUCUGAUAUAACACUUCGGUUUCAGAUCAGUAUAUAUCCGAAGUAACCAUAUAUCUUUCGGAUUCGGAUUAUAUCGGAUCGGUUCGGAUAUAUCCAAAGUAAAAUCUAAAAAUUUAAAGUAAAACAUAAGAAAUAUAUACUUCUUUGUAUAUAAUGGAGUAUUU